This is a messenger RNA of Fusarium vanettenii 77-13-4, 1479 nucleotides long. RefSeq lists its product as uncharacterized. NCBI's taxonomy places the organism in Eukaryota, Fungi, Ascomycota, Sordariomycetes, Hypocreales, Nectriaceae. Gene Ontology annotation, cellular component: membrane. The transcript has 4 exons. The record is from RefSeq and is a predicted model, not a curated record. Gene Ontology annotation, molecular function: carbohydrate:proton symporter activity. The coding region runs from base 1 to 1479 and encodes 492 amino acids. Gene Ontology annotation, biological process: transmembrane transport; carbohydrate transport.
AUGGCGCUCAUCUGCCUCGUCGCAGCGCUGAACUGUGCAACCAUCGGAUACGACGCAAGCAUGAUGUCCUCCCUUAAUAUCCUGUCCGAGUUCCAGACGCAGUUUGACAUAGACACAAACCUCAAAGGCCUGUUGACUGCGGCUCAGAACCUUGGCUCCAUCGUCACCGGGUUCUUCGUCGGUGCCCUGGUAGACAAGUAUGGCCGCAAGAUGGGUAUCCUCAUAUCCUCCUGCCUCGUGCUCGUGUCCUGCAUCUUGCAUUCCACGGCGACUACCAAGGCACAGCUCUUCAUCGGACGCAUCAUCGUAGGUAUCGCAAAGUCAGUGGACAUCGCGUCCGUGCCGACCUACCUGGUCGAGCUUGCGCCACCCACGCGUCGAGGUUUCGUCGCCGGCCUGUACUGGGCGUGCUGGCUUCUCGGUGCCAUUAUUUCCUCCGCUGUCGGCUAUGGAGCUCGCAGCAUUGCGGGAUCUUGGUCGUGGCGUCUCAUCUGCAUCUGCAUGGCCGGCCCGGCCCUUUCCUGUAUCCUCUGCCUCUUCUUUAUCCCAGAGUCUCCUCGAUGGCUGAUCGCCAACGGCCGGGAGCAAGAAGGCCUUGGCGUUCUCGCCAGGUUCCACGGAAGGGGAGACGAGUCGCAUCCCUUGGUCACUUCGCAGUUCAGGGAGAUCAAGGAGACGAUUACGUUUGAGCAGGAGAACCAGUUCGAGUCUUACAGGGCCUGGUGGAAGGCUUUCAUCGGGGCCAAGGAAAACCUCUACCGGGGCUUCAUUCUCAUGACCCUGGGCGUAUUCGAGCAGACCAUCGGCUCCAGUAUCAUCACCUUUUACCUGGGCAGCGUCCUCGACCUGGCGGGCAUCACAUCGGAGAAAGAACAGUUCGCCAUCAACGUCAGUCAAAACUGCGUCGCCUUCCUCUCUGCUCUGGUUGGUAUCUGCUUCAUCGAUCGCGUCGGUAGAGUUCCCAUGCUGGUGGCCGGCACUACCUUCUGUGCCGCCGUUCUCGCCACCAUGGCCGGCCUGACUGCGCGGGAGACGGACAAUUCUCUCGGCCGCAAUGGAAUCAUUGCCAUGGUGUACCUCUUCCAGAUCGGAUACUCGUCUACAUGGACGCCCUUGUCGUUCUCUUACUGCGCCGAGAUCCUCAACUUUACCAUCAGAGCCAAGGGCAUGGGUAUCUAUAGCGUGUUUACUUCGUCAGCUGGCUUCUUCAACCAAUACGUGAUCCCCAUCGGUCUGAGCGGCAUUGGAUGGAGGUUUUAUAUCGUGGGCACUGUCUGGAAUAUUUUUGUUGCCAUCGUCAUCUUCUUCACCUACAUGGAGACACGCGGUCUCACACUGGAACAGAUCGACCAGCGCUUCAAGGGUGUCCCCCGUGACCAGCUUGUUGAUAUCACGCAAGUCUAUUAUGGAGUGAAGCCUAUUACAGAGGGGGAGUUGGAGAGCAAUGCAAAGCAGGAUGUGAAGAACUCUGUCGAGUAG